GUUUCAAAACAAACCUACAUUAUGGAUAUUGCAAUUUGGAUCACCAAAAGAUAUGGAUGUGAAUUCUGAUAUGUCUCCGUUGGCCGUAGCCUUUGACCAAAGUAUUUACCCUGAAGAUAUUACUACGCCAAUAAAGAUCUUAGGUGGUGCUGAAUAUACGCCAUGGCAUGGACUAUCUUUUACCUGUUUCUCAGUUGAGGAUACAUGCAAUCGACUUACAAUCAAUGGUUUGAGAGAGGACUCGCCUUUUAAAGCGGUUAAGGGUAUCUACGUCAAGAGUGGAGAACAUCAUAAUCGGCCAUACUACAAAAAUGUUGCAGAUUCAAGAUGUAUUCUUAUGUUCACUUUUACUCCAUCUCGGAAUGCAAUAUGGGGAUUCAUGUUUAAUGGACAGAGUGCUGGUCAUGUUUUAGACUUUGUACCAGACCCCAUUGAUAUAAGAUUUCAGUGGAGUGGCUUUGGAGGAUUCCAGGAUAUUACUAUUGCAUGCUUGGACGAGCCAGAGGUUGCAACAAUGACUGGUGCAGCCUAUGCUUUUAGUGCAACGGAUGCUAUUAUCCGCCAGUCUUUCGUCUCAGCUGAUGAGCCAGACAAUGCAAAAGAGGUAGCAACAAGUAUGUCUGACGUUAGAGCAAGGAAUGCUGAUAUAACUGAGCCAGACGUUACGACAGAGGUUGCUGUACCAAAUGGGCCUCACGUAAAAGCAAAGACUGCUGAUAUAACAGAGUCUGACUUUACGACAGAGGCUGCUGUACCAAAUGAUCCUCACGUUAAAGCAAUAACUACUGAUGUAACAGAGUCUGGCGCUACGACUGAGGCGGGUGUACCAAAUGAGCCUUACGUUAAAGCAAAGAAUGCUGAUAUAACAGAGCCUGACUUUACGACAGAGGGUACUAUAGCAAUUGAGCCUCACAUUAAAACAAAGACUGCUAUUAUUACAGAGCCUGCCGUUACGACAGAGGCUGUUGUGCCAAAUGAGCCUCGCGUUAAAGCAAAGACUGAUGAUAUUACCGAGCCUGGCGUAACGACAGAGGGUGCUGUAACAAUCGAGACUGACGUUACAUUAGAGGCUGUUUUAAACAAUGAGCCCCACGUUACGCUAAUAGAGGCUGUACCAAUUGAGCCUAAGAUCACAACAGAGGCUGUUGUACAUAAUGGCCUUACAAUAGAGGCUGCUACACCAAAUGAUCUUAAUGUUAAGACACAGACAGCCAGUACAACUGAGCCUGAAGCUGCAACAGGGAAUGCUAUGACAUAUGAACCUGACGUUACGAUACCUGUUAAUAUCGAAUCAAAUUCCGAACCCCAGGGAGCAAGAAAUACAACCUCCCGUGUUAGCCCAGAUGAAAUCAAUCAGUCGACAGGUUGUACUAGCAAAUGUGGGAGAGGAAUGGUCGAAAAUUUACAGGGGGAAUGCAUUGUUGGAACAACGUUUCAGUUGGGGAUAACGUUUGAUCUACCUUGGAGUGAUGGACUUCUGAUGACGAAUUCCCCGAUGUACACACAGAUGGAGUCAGAUAUACUUUGUUCAAUAAGACGAGGAUUUUCGCCUCAGUUAACAGUUGCAUCGAACUUGACUAACUUUACACCCGGGUCUAUCGUUGCCAAUUUAACUGUUACUGUUGCUCCGGGGAAUGAGUCGAUGGUUGACUACAAUGUUACGCUAGAGGACAUCCUCCGUGCAUUUAAUGUGAGAAGGGCGAGUGGAGGAAAGGAGAACCUUCCAUAUACUCCAGAUUGUAUUACCAGUGCAAAUGAUUACAACGAGUGUACCGAUCAAGAGGAUCUGGUUAUGAGAUGCGAUGCAGCGGCCAGGUGUAUUAAUACGAUUGGAUCAUUUGAAUGUGUUUGUCCUGUUGGUACGAUUGAUGUCAGUCCUUAUCCUAGAUUCCCUGGGAGAAAAUGCUCAUAUCGCGACACUGACCACGAUGUGCUCACCAUAGUUUCCAUUACGUGUCUCGUGGGACUUACGAUCGUCUGCAUUAUCGCCUGUUCGUGUUGGAUCUACUUAAAAAGAAAGCAAAUGAGGGUAGUUUCGGAAAGAAAGUUUAUCGAAUAUUUCAACAAAGAUGAAACCAGGAGAAUGCCAAUGUCUAGACCCCCCUUAGCGUAUAACAAUAUAAAUGGAAUGGGAGAUAGUGGAUCACAGAGUAGACGCCAUGCGGGUGUUUAUGGAAAUAGAGAAUAGAUCUGAGAGGGGAAAAAACGAUGGACAUAUUGUUUGAAUAUUUAUUCAAGACUUUGCAUGUUCGUAUUUUUAUUCAACUAGAAGUUUUUUGCUUGGCCUCACUUCGAUUUUUUGACUAAAAGGAUCGCGAGUUGUUUUUAGAAUGA
Molecule: messenger RNA, 2334 nt
Organism: Owenia fusiformis
Lineage: Eukaryota; Metazoa; Annelida; Polychaeta; Sabellida; Oweniidae
Source: the annotation of a GenBank genome assembly